Messenger RNA from Trichomycterus rosablanca, 624 nucleotides. Its product is annotated as membrane-spanning 4-domains subfamily A member 4A-like. Gene Ontology annotation, cellular component: membrane. The record is from RefSeq and is a predicted model, not a curated record. The transcript has 7 exons. Lineage: Eukaryota; Metazoa; Chordata; Actinopteri; Siluriformes; Trichomycteridae. The coding region runs from base 1 to 624 and encodes 207 amino acids.
AUGAACCCUGCACCAGAUCCCCAACAUCAACUGUCCUUUCACACAAAGUUUCUGAAAGGAGAGCCCAAAGCACUGGGGACUGUGCAGAUCAUGAUUGGGGUUGUGACGCUGAUGUUUGGCAUUGUUUUAUCUAUCAAGGGAGAAUCCUUUAUUGCUUCAACUGGAAUUACCAUCUGGGGAUCACUGAUCUAUAUUAGCACUGGCGCUGUGGCUGUUGCAGCAUCAAACAAUGCCAGUUACUGCUUGGUUAAUAGCUCAUUGAAAAUGAACGUGAUCAGUGCUAUAGUUGCUGGUAUAGCCAUUAUUCUGCUCUCCUUGGAAGUGUUUACUGUAGACUACCGUUUUUAUAACUACAAGUAUUACAAGCACCUGUCCCAAGGGAUCAGUGCAGUGCUGCUGAUUUUGUCCGUGAUGCAGUUCAUUCUGUCCAUCUGUAUCUCAGCAUUCGCCUGCAAAGCCACGUGUGACAGCAACAGUCCCGCACGGGUUGUGUGCGUUGUUCGUAAUCAGUACGCGGGUACCACAGUGCAGUCUAUACCGAACACAGUGCGGUACAUGCCGAGUUUAAUAGCUAUCACUUGGCUCGGGGUUCCCAUGGCUACAACCUCUCAACCAUUAUACUGA